AUGGCAUCCGUAUCCACCACCACUGGUCUGCAACCCAACAACGUCGAGCUGGUGAACAGCGCAGGUCGACGGAAGCGACGCGCACCCCAACAACGACGCCGACAAUCACACCAGCAGCAGCGGACUGCCAGCACCAGCACCCGAUACCCACCCGCCCUCGCCAACAGCCGCAGCUCACGGUCUCCGGCUGCACCUCCAUCGACCCCAUCCCGCCUCUCUGACGGCGCUUUCGCCGACCCGUUGCAUCUGCACUGCUGGUACCCCUGCGCGCGCAGCACAACCACCAUCGUCAACAUCAUCAGCAGCAUCAACCCAUCGCCGCUGGGCGAACCGUCACGACCUCUCGCCGCGGCCGCUGUCGUCAUUCUACCAACUGCCACCGGACAUGUUGGAGGCGAAGCGGCCGCUGCUGGCGAUGCUGGCGACACCAACGACGGCAACAACAACGACAACAACAUCAACAGCGUCAAUGACGACGGCAACAGCGAUAACGAUGGCUGGAACCAACACCCACUCGAGCGCAGCCCGAUGAUUGGUGCGCAUGCGAGCCCGGGUGCUGUGGAGACGAUCAUGGUGAUGAUCAACUCUAUCAUGGGCCGCGACAGCAGGCGCUCUUUGCUCCACAUCAUCGUGAAGAAGCGGCCCAUCGGGUGGCUGCUGUCGCUAUUCCCUUUUCCAACAGCAGAAUCUUGCAUACACAGCUGCACUCAUCCAGGAUCGAGCGGGACCGACCGCGGUGCCGCCACCACACAUACAGCGGUGCUCAGCACUCAGGAACAGAUUAGGAUAUCCUGGACCAGCUGCACCGAGAGCAUGCACAGCGCCUGA
Molecule: messenger RNA, 828 nt
Organism: Salpingoeca rosetta
Lineage: Eukaryota; Choanoflagellata; Craspedida; Salpingoecidae
Exons: 7
Coding region: 1-828 (275 amino acids)
Source: RefSeq, a predicted model, not a curated record